Phyllostomus hastatus (greater spear-nosed bat) is the source of this 7554-nucleotide messenger RNA. RefSeq names its product mannosidase alpha class 1A member 2 (gene MAN1A2). The transcript has 13 exons. Bases 17 to 1939 code for a protein of 640 amino acids. The record is from RefSeq and is a predicted model, not a curated record. Lineage: Eukaryota; Metazoa; Chordata; Mammalia; Chiroptera; Phyllostomidae. Gene Ontology annotation, biological process: carbohydrate metabolic process; N-glycan processing. Gene Ontology annotation, cellular component: endoplasmic reticulum; extracellular exosome; Golgi membrane. Gene Ontology annotation, molecular function: mannosyl-oligosaccharide 1,2-alpha-mannosidase activity; calcium ion binding.
UCCAAGAGCGUAAACGAUGACUACCCCAGCCCUGCUGCCCCUGUCUGGACGAAGGAUACCACCCCUGAACUUGGGGCCGCCUUCCUUCCCACAUCACAGGGCUACCCUGAGACUUUCUGAGAAGUUUAUCCUCCUCCUUAUUCUAAGUGCCUUCAUCACCCUGUGUUUUGGGGCAUUCUUCUUCCUUCCAGACUCUUCAAAACACAAACGCUUUGAUCUGGGUUUGGAAGAUGUGUUAAUUCCUCAUGUAGAUGCCAACAAAGGGGCUAAGAACCCUGGAGCCUUCCUGAUUCAUGGACCCGAUGAACAUAGACACAGGGAAGAAGAGGAACAUUUGAGAAACAAAAUUCGAGCUGAUCACGAGAAGGCCUUGGAAGAAGCAAAAGAAAAAUUAAAAAAGUCGAGAGAGGAAAUCCAAGCAGAAAUUCAGACAGAGAAAAAUAAGGUAGUCCAAGAAAUGAAGACAAAAGAGAAAAAGCCACUGCCACCAGUCCCUAUACCAAACCUUUUAGGAAUAAGUGGUGGAGACCCCGAAGAUAAUGACAUAAAAAAGAAAAGGGAAAAAAUUAAAGAGAUGAUGAAACAUGCCUGGGAUAAUUAUAGAAUAUAUGGAUGGGGGCAUAAUGAACUCAGACCUAUUGCAAAGAAAGGCCACUCCACUAAUAUAUUUGGAAAUUCACAAUUGGGUGCUACCAUAGUAGAUGCUUUGGAUACCCUUUAUAUCAUGGGACUCCACGAUGAAUUCCGCGACGGGCAAAAGUGGAUUGAAGACAACCUUGAUUUCAGUGUGAAUUCAGAGGUGUCUGUGUUUGAAGUCAACAUUCGAUUUAUUGGAGGCCUGCUCACAGCGUAUUAUCUUUCAGGAGAGGAGGUAUUCAAGAUUAAAGCAGUCCAAUUGGCUGAGAAACUCCUUCCUGCCUUUAACACACCUACUGGGAUUCCAUGGGCAAUGGUGAAUCUGAAAAGUGGAGUCGGCCGGAACUGGGGCUGGGCGUCUGCAGGCAGCAGCAUUCUCGCUGAAUUUGGGACACUGCACAUGGAGUUUGUCCACCUCAGUUACUUGACAGGGGACCCGGUUUAUUACAAAAAGGUCAUGCACAUUCGGAAACUACUUCAGAAAAUGGAACGUCCAAAUGGUCUUUACCCAAAUUAUUUGAACCCAAGAACAGGUCGCUGGGGUCAGUAUCAUACAUCAGUUGGAGGGCUGGGAGACAGUUUUUAUGAGUACUUGCUGAAAGCAUGGUUGAUGUCAGAUAAAACAGACCAUGAGGCGAGAAAAAUGUAUGAUGAUGCUAUUGAGGCUAUAGAAAAACAUCUUAUUAAGAAGUCCCGUGGAGGCCUCACCUUUAUUGGAGAAUGGAAGAAUGGGCACCUGGAAAAGAAGAUGGGGCAUUUGGCCUGCUUUGCGGGGGGAAUGUUUGCACUUGGAGCAGAUGGUUCCAGAGACAAAGCUGGUCAUUACUUAGAGCUAGGGGCGGAGAUUGCACGUACAUGCCAUGAGUCAUAUGACAGAACUGCUUUAAAGUUAGGUCCCGAAUCCUUCAAGUUUGACGGUGCAGUAGAGGCAGUGGCAGUCCGGCAGGCUGAGAAGUAUUACAUCCUCCGUCCCGAAGUCAUCGAAACCUAUUGGUACCUGUGGCGAUUCACCCAUGAUCCGAGAUACAGGCAGUGGGGCUGGGAAGCAGCUCUGGCUAUUGAGAAGUAUUGCCGCGUCAGCGGCGGGUUUUCCGGGGUGAAGGAUGUCUACUCCUCCACGCCUGCCUAUGACGACGUGCAGCAGAGCUUCUUUCUGGCUGAGACGUUAAAGUAUUUGUAUCUGCUGUUCUCCGGGGAUGACCUUUUACCUUUAGACCACUGGGUGUUCAAUACGGAGGCUCACCCUCUGCCCGUUUUGCGCUUAGCCAACACCACACUUUCAGGAAACCCGGCUGUUCGAUGAAAGCAGCUUCAGAAAGACCAUUCUCACCUGUGUGUUGUUUACAUGGACCGCUUAGAAGUUAAUCCGAGAGGGGACUUCGGAAAACCUGAACCUCUUACGUCAGCCGGCAGGGUGAAACACGACUCAUUCCCCACGGACUUGUCAACUUGUAGAUAUCUCAACUUUGAAAUGAUUCCAUUUUGUACCUGACCAAAACACGUUCCGGUGUGCGCAGGACAGAGGUGGCCGCGUGAGAAACGGCUCCACUUUGGCCGGGACUGUGUCUGAGUCCCGGGGUCUGAGGCUGGACUCCCUGGGAAUGAGCCCAGAGUGUGGGUGUCACAGCAGGAGUUACAGAUGGCCUUUGUCACCAGUUUGUACGUCUCCCCCAAAGGGGAGCAGCUUUCAAAUCAAACGUGUACACAUUGUUUAGCCCUUUUUCUCCAUUUUCAAUAAUGGAGUGAACUAAAAUAAACAAGGACAAAAGGACGGUGUCACUGCAUCAGCAGCAAGAAGACUCGGAAAAGAAACAGAAGUACCUACCCCUGUCUGAAGUUUCAAGUUCCUAUUGGAUGACCAGACUGGCAACCGUUUCAAAUCCCAAUCUAUUCCAUUGCAAUUUCUUAGUUAAAUCUAGUUUUCUCUGGGGGCAUGAUCUGACAAAGAAUAUUCGUCAAGUCUGUCUCCGUAUGGAGUCAUCGAAACUAGUCGUCACAGCCACGGCGUACGAGCCUGGGUUCGGGGUUCUGUGCAUGGCAUUCAGUCUCGUGUUGGCAGCAUGACAAAAAGUGGGGAAAUGCGCAGUUUUUGCCUUGAAACCUGUUCUAAGGGAAAGUGUUGGUUUUGUUGGUAGGAGAUUCUUUUUCCAAACCAGCAAAUCUACCAAGUAAAUUUUAACCAUUUUAACCUCAUUGUAACCUAGUAGAAUCCCUCAACUUACAACUUUAUUUACAUGGCUUGACAGAAUCCGCUGGCAGCUCUGAGUUUGCCACGGAAAGCCCCACAGCUUGCGCAUCUCACUGAGUCAAAAGCAGGACACCUAGAGUGGAACUUCCUUCAAUAGCCUCAUCUGAAAUGGGGACAUGGGUCCUUGAUUAUCUCAUCAGAUGAGUGAGCUUUUCAAAAAUAUUUUUAUGUAAAAAUAAAUUUAACUUUUAUUUUCUCCAAGAAUAUUUAUAGAAAUCCAAAGAGUUCAUCAAAAUAGCUGCAAAAUAAUUUUUAGUGAUAAAAGUGUGGUGCAAUUAAUCAUAUUACACUGAAUUUGGGGUAUAAUAGCUAAAGGAUUUCCUCACACCAUCAAUAGGUUUUGCAGUGAUAAUUCUUUUUAAGUAAAUUAAUGUUUCUUUAUAUUUGGGGGGAAGAAUUUGAAUUUUAUCAAGAAUUAUAUUGUAAGAUAAAUAUCUAAUGCUUAUAAAUUUUCUGUCCCUUGAAUUUAUGUCACAGUACAAGACACUUCUUUAUAUUUAAUACCAACAGCUUCCAUUGACAAUAAAAGUUGGGAACAGUAUAAUUAGUUCAGUAUUUACCCUGAAUCUGAAGAUUUCAUGAAACAAUGUCUGCGAGAAACCCACCUCGGCAUUCUGCAGGCAUAUUUCCUUAUUUUGAUUGCUUUUCUUUUUGACCUUUCAUGGACAUGUAGAUUAAAUUGGAAAAAGAUUUAUAAAUUAACUAAAUAUUUUCUAAGGGUGAUCAUCUUACCUCACGAAUAGUCAAAAACUCUUCACAGUCAGCAAAUGAUCAGUAACGAGGACCACCCACGACUUUUUAGUGUGUGUAAGACAACAAGGGUGUGGAUCCCGUUGCGUCACUUCAGUCUUAAAGAGCUCUCAGUUUUAGCUCCUAUUUUGAAAUUGUAAUAUCUUUUACUACUUGAAAAUUGAAAUUUUAAAUGAGAAGGGUAGGUGACUGUAACUUCAGAAGAGAAAGGGGAAAAAAAGUACUUGAUUCUCAAAAAUAAAGUGAAAACCUUGAGUUGGCAAGGGCCCAGACAGCUGUGUAGGCGGCAAUGAACCCGCCCUUACUUCGUUUAGAAGAAUUCAGAGUAAAGGGCCCUUCUGGGUUCCCCAGGAACUUCUCAAGGAAUAAGACAGAACCCUCACUCCCAAGUGCUCUGUCGUAUUUCUCCAGUGGCUGGAGUUUGGCAGAAGGCAGACACGGGUACAAGCCUGGCCAGUGCUGGAGCGAGCACACAACUUGAGAGGGAGGUUCAGUGGGAGGGUCUUCCUCAGCACCCCCUCCCUUCCUUGUGAGGACGAGAAGACCAGAGCCUCGAAUAAUGCUUCCAUUUUUUCCCUUCUGAAUACCAAAGGCAAUUAAAUUAAAGUCAGCUACAAAUGACUUUCCAGGGUCAUGUUUUAUUUUUGUUACGGAUUUUUAAAAUUAUUUCUUUCAAGAUCAAUCCUUAUGCCAUAUUCUGCUUAGUUUCCAAGAGUGUUCUUUACUUUGUCCUGUUCUUGACAGUCCUUUGCAUUUCGUAGAUCUAUUACUCAGGCUAAAUAACUUGUUACAUGCAUAAAGCCUUCUGCAAAGGGCCUAGAAAUGCUCCUUUCCAGGUGUCUCUUCAGAGUAGACGCCAUACUUUGUGCCUUUGGCACAAAUAUGCAAAAUAGGUCAGUUGGUACAUUAAAAAAAAAUAGAGAUGGGUGAAUACCCCUCUAACUUCUACAUUUAGUUCUUUCACAAUUUUAGAAUCACCUUUUUGUUCAAACCAGUAUGAAGUUGUUAAGACCAAGAGAAUGUGGCCCUGACCAAAAAGCAGCCUUGGUGCAGAAAAAUGAGUCCCCCGUCAGAGGGCGCUUCCUUUCCGGCGGGUGUGUGCUGUGGCGUGUCUCUCCGACGCCAGCUUGUCCCUGUCCUGGAGCAAAUGUUUCUGUGUAACUGAGGGUGGGGGGAAUGUAUUCCUCUUGUGGAAUAUCGACCCUGCUUUUCUACGGUGUCACCUAGGGCUCCACUGGAUAGGUUUCAACCGUGCCGUUGGAACUUCUGAUCCUCUCAUCUCCACUCUCCGUUGCCGGAGUCUCUGUCAGAACUACAGGUGUGUUGAUAAGAGCUUGUGCAUGCCGUUCUCAUUAUGCAAUUUCUCCUGAAGCCUGGAUUUCUCAGAAUGAAUGUGGGAGCGAGUGAGCAGCACACAGUGCCCGCCCUGUGCCAGGCUGUGCGCUGGGCACUGGCGGGCGUCAGGACAUCUGUGAUUCCACUGGCAUUUUCUGUAUGAGAGUAGUUCAUGCCAUUUUAAAUGGUUCCCAGUAUCAGUCAUGUUUCAAAACUCUUUAUAGUUCCUUGAAAUUAAAGAGUAAAAUAAAUUAUUUAUAAUAUAUUUUAAACAGUGUGUUACUGCAUAAUCCCAACAGCUGUAAUUGUAGUUAAUAACUGAACUUUCAGAAAAUGUCAAAAAAUACUUGAUUUCUGAUGCAACUUGGGCUAAAAUACUUAGAAAUAAAUGCAAACAUUCUUAUUUUGCUACAUUUAAUUACAUAAUUAAAAAUAAUGUUUUCUAGAAAUGCUGGUUAUUUUAUAUUCAAAGUUUUUUGUCACAUAAUUCUUGGGUAAAACUUUCAGUUGUAUACUGGUUUUGCUCUGUGUCCUAAUAGUGGUUCCAUGAUGUUAAUACAAAGAAAAAUACACUAAAAUAUUUCUAAGUUCCAGAUAGUAGUUCUCAGUAAUAGUACUUUGAAUAGUCAUUUUUUCUUUAGGUUUUCUUACCCUUAAACUGGCUAGCUCAUGUCUUAUCCAUUCUUCACCUAGAUGUAUACAUAAAUACAGUUUUACACAGAGAGAGGUUUUCACACCAUGGGUUUUUUUCACUGACAAAGGCUGGUUAACUGGUUUUGGCUGCACAGCUUCUGAGCAGAAUAUUUGAGUAACCAAAUAUGGUCUUGAGAUAUUUUAAUGGACUUAUUCGGUUCAAGAACAUUGGUGCUGAUGAUUCUCUGUUACUGUAGCUCAUUCAGAUCAUGGUGGAGGUGUUCUUUUUGCUCUUUCGUGGCUCAGCAAGCUUUUCUCUGAAGGUCCAGAUAAAUGUCUUAAGCUUUGUGAGCUGCCCUAUCUCUACGACUUGACUACUCCGUGCUGCCACUGAGACUUGAGAGCAGAUGCAGGCAGUGUGCAUAAAUGAAGUGUUCCAGUGCAGCUUCAUUUACAAAAACAUGGAGGGCUGGGUUUUGUCCAUGGGUCACAGCUGUUCACCUUGAUCCCAAAGUUUAAUUUGUGUGUAAGACUAAUCUUUGAUCUGCACCUUUUCUCUGUGUUUGAGUUAUGCAAUUCAUUUAAAGCAAAACGACAUGUGUAUGUAUGAGUGUGUGUAUUUGUGUAACCUGAAGCUGUACAUUUUGUUGUCUUGAAAAUAGAUAUACUCCUGGAUCUGUCCAGCUUUCAGUAUGGUGUAACUAUCAUGAAAGAGGCAUAUUUUUUGUUCUUGGGGUGUACUGUCAGCCAAUAUCCUUGCCUUGUCAUUCAGUGCCACAAUGCCAGAGUCCCCACGUAAAACAAAGUGUUUCUGUGGUGUCAGAAUCGUAAUUCUGUUGAAGUUCCGCCUGCUUGUUGACCUUUGGACCAGGACUCUGGGUUGCUGGGGCUGCAGAAUUCCUCCACUCGAGUGCUCUUAGAACCCUCUGUUAGGAAUACGAUGGAGUUUCCGAACCUUUGUGCUGCAGAAACCAACCUCCUGAAAAGUUUCAAGCAACAGAAAAUGGGUUAUGUGCCAUUUGGCAGCCACUGUUACUUUCGUAGGCUGCAGAGGGCACGGCCCCUGUUACCUCCAGAACUGCCUACAGCUGAGGAGUGCAGAGAAAGACCCAUCCACAAGGACAGUCUCCCCUCCUCUUCCCUCGCAUAACUGGCCCGAAACCCUUCUACAAGUCUCUGGCAUUGUUUCACAAUGUCAAUAUGCAUCAUAUUGGAAUUAAAAUCUCACUCCAUCUCAACCUUACACUUCCACUGUUUAACAAGUAAUCCAUUUUAAACUUUGUUUAAGCUCAGCAGAACUCAUGAAAUGACUCAACCCCGUAUUACUAGUAUUGCAAUGCACCAAUCAACCUUAGAGAUAAUGUUUUGCUAAAAAGUUCAUCAAAUAUUUCACGAUUUUUGGAAAUUCUAGAGGGGAAGCUUGUAUUCCGAGUGACAGGGAGCGCACAUCACGGGCUGCCUUUCUAAGUCCAGCAUACUCUGCGGAUCACUGCAGCUCAGUGUGAAAGUGAGCAUGCGUGCAAGCACACAGACCCACAUGCAUUUAUCAUGUAGAGGAUUUAAACAAUCGCAGAUGUCGUACAGCUAUUCAAACAUUACAGGAUUCACUGCAGAUUGCAUACCAGAAACUCCAUGGAGAUAAGCUGAGUUCUCUUGGGGAAGGUUAUUUUUUAGGAAACCUAGAACUUAGAUUUUGUUGGAUUAAUUAAAUAACUUAUCCCCAGUUUUAAUGACUGGCUUUGGAAGUUGAAAUGCCGUUGCUCAAUCAGACUGGUCUCAAAUUCACCAAUACAGUUUCCUUAAACCGGAAGUGGGGUAAGUGUAACCUCCUAAAUUGGUACCCACUGGCCGCUCCUGAAUGGUUUCCAGUCAUGUCCUCCAUAUGUAAUUUUUAUAAAGCAAAGGUAAUAUUGUAUAUUAAAGGUCAAAUAAAGAUGUUCUUUAAGUGAAAA